AACAACAACAACACCACAAGCAGCGAGCGCGCGGUCACAUGUCGAGAGGAGGAACCGCACGAGAGUCAGAAGAGACAGCGGCAGUCGGCGUCCGCACUCGUCCGCCAACCAGCGACUCCACUCCGGCUGCCGGCCCCGCACACAUGGUGCUCCUUCGGCACAUCUCGGUGGCGCUGACCGCUGCCGUGGCCGCGCUGGGCUCCGCGAUCUUCAUCGCCCUCAGCUACUUCUACCCGAGGCCAAUAUGUGCACCGUACGCCCAAUAUUCUACCAUCCAGGAAGAGGAAGAGGACCGCGGGAAGCGUCAGGUCCUGGUUCUGGGCUUGGACGGGGCCGGGAAGAGCAGCGUGCUUCAGAGCCUGACGCCCGGGCGGGCCAAGAGGAGCCGCUGCCGGCCCACCCGGGGCUUCAACUUCAUGAGCCUCAGCGUGCCCGCUUGUCAGCUGAACUUCCUGGAGAUUGGAGGUGGCGAGGAAUUGCGCUGCUACUGGUCUGAGUAUCUGAUCAGGACUCACGUGCUGGUCUACGUGGUGGACUCGUCCGACCGAAGCCGCCUCCCGCUGGCCAAGUCGGAGCUGCACCGCCUCCUGGAGGUGCAACCCCAGCUCCCCGUGGUGGUCCUGGGGAACAAACAGGAUAAACCGGAUGCCGUGAGCGUGUCAGAGCUCCACGAGGCCUUGUCUCUGGGCUCGGUGGCGGAGGACAGAAAUCUGUUCCUCCUGGGCACCCAGCUGGCCCCCGACGGGACCCUGAGGAACUCCUGCCGAGGCCUGGACACCUUCCAGGAUCUCCUGCUCGAGCUUGUCUGAUAAGGGGGAGGAAAAGGUGCUCCCUCCUCUUCCUCCUCAGGCAGAAGAGGUGGAAAAGGAUUGCGUCUGGAACUGUCUUCGAGGAGAAAAAGGAGCAAAGACUGGCAGCACACAAAAAAAUUACUUUUUAAAUCCACUUCCCCUCACAUCGUGCAUAUUUUCACAAUGGCUUGUUUAUGCGUGCCAAAUGAAACUAAUAACACAAGGACAAGUGACGCAUUUAUAAUGUAAGAGUCAAGUGAGUGAAGCACGGACCGUGGAGAAAUUUACAUGGAAAUUUUAAGAGCUUAUUUGUCUUGGAGCCCCUUUGUGAGAGAGUACAAAGGAUCAAAUCAAAAUAUCCACAAAGGUAACAUAAUUUUGUGUAUGGCCAACCUUUCCCGUGAAUAUUCAAAAAGUCAAAAGUCACAAAACCUAAGACGAGUGAAUCUUUUGACUGUGAGGCAAGAUGUACUAACCCAUAGAACACCGUGCUGCCAACUUUUCCAUGUCCCCUGCAAUGUGUGUGUGUAUCGUCGUCUUUUCGUGUCUGUCAGAUAAGCAGUUUGACACUGUUUUUAGUUUUCUCGUUUUUAUACUAUAGUGGUUAACUUAUUUUUGGAUUCUAAAUGUGACUCAAAACAUCACCUGUACAGUUACCAAAUGUUUUAAGUUUGAGCCUGGAAAAUAAAUAAAUAAAAUACACUGGACUUGGUUUUAUGGGGAAAAUUUGAUUAGGAAUCAGAAAAACUCUAAGGUCAACACUGUAAGUGCCGUAGCAGCCCAUUUUUUACAGAAAUGCACAAGAUCCUCAGCAUCUCGUCACUCGUUAAUAUCUAAUAUUGCCCAGCGACUGAUGGUUGGUCGAAUAAACUGAUUUUUGUUUUUUUUUAAAUGAAUGUGAUGUUUUAGUCCCUUUGAUGGUCUGUAGUCGUAGAAAUGUAUUCAUUUAAUGCGCUUAACACUUUCAUGACUUGAAAAGAGGCUUUGGCAAGAUGCUGUAUAUGCAUUUCAUGUGUCUAAAAUACAAAAAAUAUGCAAUAUAUGGAUUGCCCUUCUGCUUUGUUGUAAUUCA
Messenger RNA from Phycodurus eques (leafy seadragon), 1863 nucleotides. It is a transcript of the gene arl10, whose product is annotated as ADP-ribosylation factor-like 10. NCBI's taxonomy places the organism in Eukaryota, Metazoa, Chordata, Actinopteri, Syngnathiformes, Syngnathidae. The coding region runs from base 39 to 809 and encodes 256 amino acids. The transcript is spliced from 4 exons. The record is from RefSeq and is a predicted model, not a curated record. Gene Ontology annotation, molecular function: GTPase activity; GTP binding.